AUGGAGAUUCUCAUCGAAUCUGGAGCUUCAAUCCAUGCUGAAUUAGUGGUGACCUAUGAAAACAAGUCGCAAGUCACGUGGCGUCAGUUGAAGGCAGACACUCCUGAAUUUUUGACUUUCGAUGGAUUCAAUAUAUCACGUCGACUCUUGAAUAUUACGAUUCACGACAACGUAACUUCCAGUUCAUUGAUUUUCGUUCCCAAUAAAAACCACGACUACGCCAUCAACGAUUUGCCACCACCUUUCGUUGGUUUUCAGAUGAAAUUUGGAUGCGCCAAAAAUGGGUACGGAGCAAUUUGUGAGAGACAAUGCACGACAAACGAAACUAACAAGAGGUGUAAUGAACAUGGAAUGCUGACUUGUUCCGCUGGACACUGUGGAGCCGAUUGUGAAAAAUCCGGCACGCAAUGCUCCUUUCUCUUCAAAUGCAAUUGCAAAAAUGAUGGAAGAUGUUACGUAUUUCGACCCAGAAGCUCAGAUGAAUUGGCAGUUUGCGAGUGCCCACCAGGUUACUUUGGCUACUAUUGCGAACGUUUCAAACAGUUUGACAAAAAUUUGACUUUUUCGACGAAUUUCGGCAAAAAUUUGAUGGUUCCGAACAAGUUUUCGAAUCUAACCGAAACGUGUAAACUAUUCGAAAAAUACGAAGGAAAAACUUGGGCAUCCGGACAUCAAGUCGCACAGAAAUAUCAAUCAUUUUGGAAAUUGACUGAGAUUUCAAUGUUGAUUUGGGUGGUGGGUAUUCUGGGUUACUGUAUCAUCGAAUGUUGUGGAAAAUCGGAAAAUAAGAAAGAGAAUUCGGAAACUUCCAAAGCGGAGAGGAAGAAGACGUCAGAAGAAGUUGAGAUAAAUAAUAUGUGA
Caenorhabditis remanei is the source of this 861-nucleotide messenger RNA. RefSeq lists its product as uncharacterized. The transcript is spliced from 3 exons. The record is from RefSeq and is a predicted model, not a curated record. The coding region runs from base 1 to 861 and encodes 286 amino acids. Gene Ontology annotation, molecular function: Notch binding. Gene Ontology annotation, biological process: cell communication; Notch signaling pathway; cell fate specification. Gene Ontology annotation, cellular component: membrane. Lineage: Eukaryota; Metazoa; Nematoda; Chromadorea; Rhabditida; Rhabditidae.